AUGCGAUCAUUCCCUCGUGUCGUCUCUGCCUGGCUAAGUCUCGUCUCUGUCUUCGGACUUCUCGCUGCGCUGACCUGUUCUGCAAGUGGGGACCAGCAAUCGGUUGCCGCGAGUGCUGUGACAUUCCCCGACCUCUACGAGGCGUCGAUUUCCGAGCUGCAAGAUGGGUUGGAAAAAGGACACUUCACCAGUGUCGACCUCGUGAAGGCGUACUUUGCGCGGAUCGAAGAGGUCAACCUCCAGGGGCCUGCAUUACGGGCCGUCCUCGAGAUGAACCCCAGUGCCAUCGCAGACGCAGAAGCAUUGGACCAGGAGCGGAAACUGCUGGGCGCGCGCGGACCCCUCCACGGGAUCCCCAUCCUCUUAAAAGACAACAUCGCAACCGUCGCGAAAGAAGGCAUGAACACUACCGCGGGCUCCUUCGCGCUCCUCGGCUCCGUACCCCCGCGCGACGCGCACGUCGCGCACCAGCUCCGUGGUGCGGGCGCGAUCAUCCUCGGCAAAGCGAACCUGUCCGAGUGGGCGCAUUUCCGCGGGAGCGUGCCCUCGGGCUGGUCCGGGCGCGGCGGGCAGGCCUCGAGUCCGUAUGUCCCGCUCGGGGACCCGUCCGGCUCGAGCUCGGGCAGCGGCAUCGCGAGUGCCAUCGGGCUCUGCGCCGUCGCACUCGGAACGGAGACGGACGGGUCGAUCAUCCAGCCGAGCAACAACCAGAACCUGGUCGGGAUCAAACCCACCGUCGGGCUCACCUCGCGGGCAGGCGUGGUCCCGAUCUCGUCGCAUCAGGACACCAUUGGGCCCAUGGCGCGCUCUGUCGCGGACGCGGCGGUCGUGCUGGGCGCCAUCGCCGGCCGCGACCCGCGCGACAACUUCACGCUCGCGCAGCCCGCGGUCGUCCCGGACUUCACGAAGGCGCUCAACGCGGACGCGCUCAAGGGCGUGCGCCUCGGCGUCCCGCGCAUGCUCUUCGCGCACUCGAACUCCGUCGUCGUCGCGGCGUUCAACGCGACGCUCGACGUGAUCCGCGGCUUGGGCGCGACGAUCGUCGACCCCGCGGACUUUCCCGACAUCGCGGAGCUCUGGGCGUCGAGGAACGAGUCGAUAGUCACGCGGACCGACUUCAAGGUGCAAGUAGCUCAGUACAUGCAAGAGCUCCUUGAGGUCCCGUCGGACGUGCGCACCCUGGCCGACCUCAUCCAGUUCAACACCGACAACGCGGACCUCGAGCUCGUCGCUCCAUUCUGGACAGAUCAGUCAGAAUUCGUCGUGUCCGAAAACACAACCGUGAACCAAGCGUACUUCGACGCCAUCGCCUUCGACCACGACCUCGGCGGCACGCGCGGGAUCGACGGCGCGCUGCAGGCCUUCGACGUCGCCGCGUUACUCAUGCCGAGCAUCGUCGCCUCCGGGCCCGCGGCCAUCGCGGGCUACCCCAUCGUCACUGUCCCGCUCGGCUUCAUGCCACCGGGCACGCCGCUCUCGCCCGCGCUGCCGACUCGCUCAAGCGGGCCGAACAUGCCCUUCGGGAUCGCGUUCGUCGGGACGGCGUUCAGCGAAUUCAACCUCAUCUCGUUCGCGUUCGCGUACGAACAGGCGACACACAACCGCCUCAAGCAGCUGGCGUUCCCGGCAGCGAUCCCGCAGACGCAGCUCGCGGACAUCGUUGGGAAGAAGUAG
Epithele typhae is the source of this 1674-nucleotide messenger RNA. RefSeq names its product amidase signature enzyme. The record is from RefSeq and is a predicted model, not a curated record. The coding region runs from base 1 to 1674 and encodes 557 amino acids. NCBI's taxonomy places the organism in Eukaryota, Fungi, Basidiomycota, Agaricomycetes, Polyporales, Epitheliaceae. The transcript is spliced from 6 exons.